Jatropha curcas is the source of this 837-nucleotide messenger RNA. NCBI's taxonomy places the organism in Eukaryota, Viridiplantae, Streptophyta, Magnoliopsida, Malpighiales, Euphorbiaceae. The record is from RefSeq and is a predicted model, not a curated record.
AGGCAGUUGCCCUGGGUUACCUCCUUCAGAGAGAGGGUUGAGUUUGGUAUUGAGGUUCAUGCCUGUAAAGCGAAUGUUUGGUAUGUGGUAGCAGAUGCACUUAGUAGGAAAUCCUUGGUUGCUUUACGUGCUAUGAAUACUCGAUUAUCUGUAGCUAGUAAUGGUGCACUUGUGGCAGAGCUUGUGAUUAGACUUAGCCUACUUCAGCAAAUUCUAGAUGCACAAAAGGAUGAUGAGACUAUUGCCUUGUGGAAAGACUUAACCAGAGAGGGAAAGAAAAAGAGAUUUAUGAUUAAAAAUGACGACUGCUUGUACUUUGGGGACAGAAUUUGUGUGCCUAAAAGUUCAGAGUUGAGAAAGAGUAUCUUAAAGGAAGCUCAUAGUAGUCCAUAUGCUAUGCAUCCUGGCAGUAAUAAAAUGUAUCAGCAAGUUAAAGCAGAGCACCAGUUUCCUUCUGGUUUGUUACACCCUACUGCGAUUCCAGAGUGGAAAUGGGAUAAGGUUACAAUGGAUUUUGUGACUAGAUUGCCUUUAACUCCUAAAAAGAAAAAUGCUAUAUGGGUAAUAGUUGACAGACUAACUAAGUCAGCACACUUUCUUCCUGUUAGAACCGACUUCACCAUGGAGCAGUUUGCAGAGCUUUAUAUAGAUGAGAUAGUGAGAUUGCAUGGAGUUCCUUCAUCCAUCAUUUCAGAUAGAGAUCCGAGAUUUACUUCUAGAUUUUGGUUUUGGAAGAAGCUACAUGAGGCCCUGGCGCGGUACCAAGCAUUGAAUUUUCGCAAGCUUUUCAUCCUCAGACAGGAUGGGUUCAGUCAGAGCGGGUUAUUCAGAUUUUGA